AACUCGUCAGUUUUUUUCCAGACAUCGAAGGAAGCGUGCGUGCGCUACGACAAGACGAGAUCCGCACGCGCUUCAACCGCUCGAGCAUAUAUUAGCCACACAAGAGCCUGUACACGGUGUGUGUUUUGUAGUAUCUACCUCUAGCUAGCCAACAGUCUAAACGUGCCGCGUGUUGCUGCUGCCGGUGUGCUGGUUUUCACCGGUGUACUGCAAGUCGGAAAACAACCAACGUUACGCAGGGAAUAUAGGAGAAGUUAAGAUCUUAAAAAAAAACAGAAAACUCGUGUCUGCAUUCAACCACGCGCCGAAAGAGGAAUAAAAAUACCACUACACCAGGCGGAUACGCUAAUCGAUCACUUGAUAGAGCAGAAAGAGUGUGUGUGUUUGUUUGUGUGGUGUUCUUCAUUGCAUUAAAAAACACGUGGUCGUCCGUCCGUGGUUUCGCAAGUAGCGAGAGUAUCCUCGGACGCGUUACUGUGCAUCGGGUUUCGAUGUGACAAAAGUGUCUGGCCAAGGUGUUUUCCCAGGAAGGCUGAAGAUCCGAAUUAGUAAUACUGGUGGUGACAAAGCGCAAAUCCUCCAACAGCAUCAAGCAUUUGGGGUGCCGAUUGUGUUGUGUUAUUGUGUGUGCUCCCUGUGUGCCGGUGAUCAUCGAGAUUGCUGCAAGGAGCGAUAGCGCAGUGAAUAUAAUUAUUGGAGAAGCCGCCGUAUGUCGAAAAGGCCGCAUACCGCGAAUCAGUAGCAGGUAAAAAUAAUAUACCUGCCCCGAAAAAUAUCCAUCCGUCUCAUCCGUCGUGAUACUCCCCUGUUCAGUGCAGUUGUUUUUAUCCGUUGUGUUUGAGUGUCGUUUUGUGGAGCGCCGCGCUAUUGUGUGUGUCCUCCUUCUUGCAUUCUCGCCCCACGUUGUGUUCGUUCGUUCGUCGUGUGUUGUGUUCGUUUGCUUGUGUGUGAAACGUUGUGUGCAUUGUCCUUCGGUGGUCAGAUCAGCAGCCACACACACACACACAUCUACUCCGCGUGACGACGACUACUACGCUGAAGUCCUGUGUGCGUGGAAAGGGAAAUAAUUUAACCGUUGGCGCAUUGGUAGCAUAGCAACAUAACGCGGAUACCAUAGCAACAGCCGCACGAUCGAAGUAUUUGUGGUUUGUGGUGAUCUCUGAAGCAUUUGCAAAGUGUUCUGUGAUCUGCAGCAGUUUGUCAGUGACAUCAGCUCACUGCUAGUUGUGUAGAGGCAUUUGCCAGGAGAAGAGUCACAGUGAGAUUAAAGCUGUUCCGCAAUAUCCGUUGUAUCCUGGUGCAUAACGAUAAGAGGGAGUAACAUCCGAGUCCUCUUGUUGUGUAGUUGAAACCUUUCCUCACCGUACACAACAUCAUCCCAACGUUCAGUGACAAUGUUAGAUGAGCGGCAAGCGUUCACGUAGCUUCAAGUGUGCAGUACAUCAUCGCGAUCGUGAGGUUUGUUCCGAGAACGAUUUUCAUCUGAUAUUUGAGGAUCCACCACUAUUUCGCAGAAUGGUGCACGUAAUUGCAAUGGAAGUGCUCCCCGAGGAGCGGGAUCGAAAAUAUUAUGCAGACAAUUAUUCAUGCUGUCCGCCUCCGUUAUUUGUGAUACUAGUUACAAUCGUCGAGCUCGGGUUCUUCAUCUAUCACUCAGUAACGCUAGGUCCAGCGGAUCCGGCGGGUCCGGUUCCGAUCGAUUCGAUGUUCAUUUACCGACCAGACAAACGACAGGAAGUGUGGCGAUUUCUGUUCUACAUGGUCCUACAUGCAGGAUGGUUUCAUUUAGGCUUCAAUCUAAUCAUACAACUCCUCGUUGGGCUACCAUUGGAGAUGGUACACGGAUCAGCAAGGAUAGGUUGUGUUUAUCUAGCGGGUGUACUGGCCGGUUCGUUAGGCACGAGCGUAUUCGACCCGGAAGUAUAUCUCGUAGGAGCGAGUGGGGGUGUGUAUGCCCUGCUCGCGGCCCACUUAGCCAACGUAAUGCUCAAUUACCGCAAUAUGCAGUAUGGCAUUCUACGGUUACUAGCGAUAUUUCUAUUUGCGUCCUGUGAUGUAGGUUUCGCCAUCUAUUCCCGGUAUUCGGUGGAACCGGCCAGUGGGGCACCCUCCGUAUCGUACGUGGCGCAUCUGACGGGAGCCCUAGCCGGGCUCACGAUCGGUCUGCUGGUGUUGAAAAACUUUGAACAAAAGCUGCACGAGCAGCUACUAUGGUGGGUGGCGCUUGGGGUGUACGCUGCCUGCACGAUCUUUGCCAUCGUGUUCAACCUGCUCAACACCGUCACCGUGCAGAGGCUCGAGGAAGAAAGUGAAGAGGUGUUCAAGCAGCAUCUGUUCACCAACUUCGGUUUCUAGAGUGUGACAUCCCCCGCUCGGAGGAUCCCUCCCCCCCUGCUCGAGAUAAGCGACCCAAGGAUCCCGUUCCUUCCAAUAUCCAGUGUCGUGAACGUGCGGAUUUCGGCACUGGGUGUACAGACCAGAUCCUGAGAGUGCGUUCAAAACGCCGCCUACCGUUCCCACCUGUGCUUCUCUCUAUCGCGUCGUAAAACGAGAAUAUUAUCCCGCGACAGACACACACUCUCCAGGAUUGUCGGAUGUUCUGGAUUAAAGAUAAACCCUCAGUCGCAAACAAUACCGCCCAUCGCGAAGCCGUUCGGGAGUGAGUAGUGCUGGUGAUGAUGGCUUUUUUUGGGUGUGAAUAAGUAUGAUUUGUAAUCUACAAACAAAAAAAAACGUCCAAAGAGUUGACCGUCGGCGUGCGUGUGUGAAGCUGCUAGGAAUCAAAACGGGAAACCACUGUUGCUCUUCGCCGCCACGUGAGAGUGAAAGUGGUAUCUAAAAACACACGGGUAAAUCAGCUCAUACUACACACACACACCUCCACGACGCCACCGCCGCCGCCGCUGCCGCCGUUCUCCGUGUCGGGAAAACUCAACACACCUCAGCGACUGCAACACUGCGAGAGUAUGGAACACUGGAGGAAGUGCAUACCUAAUGUGAUUGUACAUAGACUUUAUAUUUUAUUGAUAAAUCAUCAACUACUACGCAUCACCAAAGGGGAAGGAUCAUCGCACUCAACCAUCGUCCUUCCCCGCGUGACCGAAGGACUGCACCUUCCUCUAACCAGUAGCAGUGUGUGUGUGUGCGUGUGCGUGCGUUAGGAUUUUCCGGGGAAGUGUGCAAACUACAGUGGCCGAUCGAAAUCCAAACUAACAUACCAGUAUACCAAAGACUGUGCAGGGAGAGCGACGCGCAAUCCAGCGUGUCCCAUCGUGGGUGCUGCUGUUCCCUGCUGACAAACUCCCUGACUCCUUCGGCACCACCUCCCCAACUCCAAACUUGUUGCUGUUGCCGUCCAUCGUUUUCUUCGGCACCGUUGCAUCCAUCAUUUCAAUCAGCGAGCGAGAAAUGAAGGAGGAAGUUAGACCAUGCGCGCCGUCAUCAUCAUUUGAGUUCCUUUUUUUUUUCACUACCUAUAUACAACAAACUGCCAAACGAAAGAGCGAAUCCGGAUCGCGGAUCGAUAGCGCGAAUGUGCAACUGCCCCUAAGUAAGUACGCAACCAUACACAUAGUAACUAACAAUCAACCAGCCGUCCGUGUCACGAUGAAAGAGGAGUAAAAAAACAAUCACACACACACACCUCACAUUCACAUCACUGCCGCCGAAGAGUGAAACAUUGAACCGCGCGUCGCCUUUGAGCCUCGGUUCGAGUUUAGGAUAGAUAGCCAGAAAGCCAAAUGUAAGCGAAAUUAAUACCAUAAACGAUGCUACGCGCACCCAACUCGCCAGGUAUGUGUAGUAUAGGAAGCAAGCACGGAGACAGUAGUAGCUACUAAGGAAGGAAGCAGGGACGACGACGACGACGCGCACAACGACGGGUCAGCCCGGAAAUUAGUGGAAAAAGAAAAGACACAACGACUGGGUUGCGUGUCGCGUGAAAAUUUAUUUAUUUUGAAAUAAAAAUUGACCCGUCGAAGAGGCUGCUGCUGCUGUAAUAAUUGCAAACAGUGCGAACAAUUCGGGAGCGAAGGAAUUGAGGUUAGAAAUUUAACCCGGCAAAAGAUGGGUUUUGGGGUUUGCAAGGAAGGUGUGUGGUUUCUGCCGUCUUACCCGCAACGUACGUACGUGUUAAGCAAUACGUUGUUUGUUGUUCAGUCCGGCGUGUGUAGUGUUGUAGUUGACGCGUCCCAUAUGAUAUCCUAGCAAUAUGGGGUCUGGAACGAAAGACUAAUCCGCAGAGUGUGACAAAGAUUUAGAGAGGGAGGAAGGGAGAGGGAAGCGUUAGGAAAUAACAAAAUGGAAGUACCGAAAUGAGGGAGAGAGAGAGAGAAAGAGAGAUAGUGAACAAGAAAGAAACGCGAUAAGAUAAUAUUCAAUAAUACGGAACAUCACCAAGUCUAGUCAAAUCUCUACGGAAAUAUUCUAAUUAUUGUAUUGUAUUCUAAUUAUUAUUAUUAUUAUUAUUAUAUUAUUAUUACUAUUACUAUAAUUAAAUUACACACUAACUUAACUUAAAGCUCUUUUUGCUUUCCCUACACACACACACCAGAAAAGAAAAGGGUAAACGAAAGGAAGAACAAAACGGUGCAACUAUGUAUAGGAGCGAAGAAAAAAAAGAAAAGGAAAACACCAACACACACACACACAAAGCAAAUAAAUCAAAAAUCAGAGGUAUUAUCAUGGAAAAACAGCCACCAAAUCAAACAUCCAUGCCCAAUUCAUCAUCCAUCCCCCCUUUGCUGAAAUCGAUGUGAUGCGUGUGGAUCGAUGGCAUUUGAUAGAGAGCGCAAGCGAAAGAUCGAGUGAACCAACCCCCUUAGUUUCUCGCGAGGGUGGUGGGGUUCAUCCAAGCAAGAAGUUGAAAGCCGAAAACAUCACAACACUGAACUGAAGUCGAAGUCGAGCUGUCGUAACGGUAGAACAGAAGAAGGAAAGUUGUUGUUGGAGCUAUCCAACUGUGCUAGGUAAAGUAAUUUAUUUAUUACACUUGUUUAUUCAGUUCUCUAGUACCGAAUUCCCUUUGACCUUUGACCCCCCUUGCACUACUUUCCCUUUCGUUAAGCGUCUUUCAAUUUGCCACUUCGGGCUGUGUGUGUGUGCUGUUGUGGGCAAAGAAGCCAAGCUUCUCUUUUUUGCCCUGGCGCCACAGACCGUUCGUUGCCGGUGCACAUUAGCAAAUGAUGCAAAUGAGAGCGAGAGAGGAAAAAAACAUCGACAAAUGUCCCCCGUUUUAGUAAACUGGGGGUGGGGGUUGGUUUAUGUUCACGAGACCACCCCCCCCCCCCCCCAAUCCAGGUAAACGAUCUCACUAAUUAAAUGAAGCCCAAAAAUCGAUAGCAUACCUCGUCUAUAGUAGGGAGAGACAGAGCGAUAAAGUGAAGGAGAGUGGCAGAAAAAGGGGGAGUCCGCCCCCUUGGGUUACAUCCAACAAUUGUGAUGAUUUGCUGACAGACACACUCACACCAACAAUAGAAUCCUAAUAAGAACUCCACCAAGACUCUAUGAUGGCGCAUCUCUAGUUUGUUUUUUGUUUAAUUUUUUUCUCAAAGGACACACCAAAGAUUAUUGAACUCGAGAAGAGUGAGCAAACGAACUUACGUGCUAGUUAACGGACUCACACACACACACUACACUAUAAAUUGGGAAGGGAUUAUUUAUUUUUUUGUAUACAGAAAGCGAUAGGGAAGUCCACUUUUCGUAUUCAAACAUUAACAUUCAGCGGUUCUUCAGUUUUGAUUUAAUUUACACCACAAACCCCCUUGAAAGAUAGCAACAAAAUGCCCGUCCACAAAAUUCUACUCUCACACACACACACACAAGAAAAGUUCAAACAUCCAUCAUCGUCCCUCCAUAUACCAAAAUGGCCUUUGCAGGAAAAAAGAGAAAGAGAAAGAAGAAAACCUAUACAAGAAUAAAAAAUCACAAAAAAUAGAUGAGUAAAAAGGGCAAUCGGAAAAUACAAACAAAGAAUACAACCAAAAUCAAUUCACUAAACUACUUCAACAACAACUACUACUACUACAACUACUACUACUACUACUACCUAACAAUCCUCUCUCCCCGUAAUAACGAUAAUAUAAUCCAUCGUGUGGUGGUGAGAUUUGUUGACCUAAAAAAGCUAUUUAAAACUAGAAAACAGUAAAUAGGAUUUUGCAAUUAGUCAGAGAAAACAAAAACAAAAAAACAAACAAAACAGAACUCAAAUUGUAAACUCUACAUCAACCUGUGGAACCUUAUACCAAUGGAAAUAUGGUGCAUAUAGAAGACGUUCUUUUUUUCAAGAAAAUAAUAAACAAAAGCAAAUGCAUUGUAAAAAAUUAA
Messenger RNA from Anopheles stephensi (Asian malaria mosquito), 6324 nucleotides. RefSeq names its product protein rhomboid (gene stet). Gene Ontology annotation, cellular component: membrane. Gene Ontology annotation, molecular function: serine-type endopeptidase activity; calcium ion binding. The transcript is spliced from 7 exons. NCBI's taxonomy places the organism in Eukaryota, Metazoa, Arthropoda, Insecta, Diptera, Culicidae. The coding region runs from base 1402 to 2355 and encodes 317 amino acids. The record is from RefSeq and is a predicted model, not a curated record.